AUGGCUUACCAACCCCAACCAUCCCAGGUGGUGAUGGUCACCUCCACCCAUCACGGUGUCGGGACAUGGAGCACUGGCAUUUGUGACUGCUGCACCGAAAUGGGGACCUGCUGCUGUGGCCUGUGGUGUUUCCCCUGCAUGCAGUGUCAGACUGCCAGUAAACAUGGAUGGUGCUGCGCCAUGCCGCUGCUAGACAUCUGCGGCAUCGUUUCCUGCAUGCUGCGCUCCAGCAUCAGGGAACGCCACAAUAUCCCUGGCUCAUGCUGCGAUGACUGCUGUAAUGUAAUGUUUUGCUACGUCUGUGUUUGGUGCCAAAUGAAUCGAGAGCUGAAGAUCAGGGAGCGCCAUCAGUCCGGCACCACUGUGGUCACCACUCAGGUCGGAAGAAUGUAGCUUGUUGACCCGGUGGUGGUUAGUUCAUUUCAUGCGACUUGGUCUGCAGAUAGUUAGCUGCACACAUUUCCUAGUGUGUAAUAGUUGAUCAUUUGUAUUAGAGCAAAGGGAAACAUUUAUUUUAAAUUAGUGCCUUAAAACCGCAGAAUAUUACUUUUUGUUUAACAUUCUGAUUAAAAUGUUCAUGCUUUUUGAAAACUAUGUCAUAUUUUUGAUCUAUGUUUCCUAAUAAAAUACUUCCUUCAAGUCAAGAGAAA
Messenger RNA from Cyprinodon tularosa, 650 nucleotides. It is a transcript of the gene ponzr1, whose product is annotated as plac8 onzin related protein 1. The transcript is spliced from 3 exons. Bases 1 to 393 code for a protein of 130 amino acids. Lineage: Eukaryota; Metazoa; Chordata; Actinopteri; Cyprinodontiformes; Cyprinodontidae. The record is from RefSeq and is a predicted model, not a curated record.